Molecule: messenger RNA, 1167 nt
Organism: Cladocopium goreaui
Lineage: Eukaryota; Dinophyceae; Suessiales; Symbiodiniaceae
Source: the annotation of a GenBank genome assembly
ACCCCUUCCUACCGAGCGGAUUGUGGCACCUUCACCCGUCAAGCUCGGCACAUUGUGGCACCACAGGUGGGUCUGAAUGCCAUGGUGUCCGCCCUGGGCGGCCUAAAGGCUCCAUGGGAGGUGUCAGCCACGCAGAAGUUUACACCGCGACUGAGCCAUCCACCAGAGACCCACAGGCCCUUCUCAGUUGGGCGUUCACGAGCGCAGAACAUGCUGGCCGUGGCUCUAGCCACUCAGGAUGAUCAGGCCAAAGUUCGUCGACUCGAGCAGGCGUUGGAGACACCCUGCGUGCGCUACGAGCGCGCCCAGACGCCACGGCUGAUGCAGGUGGCGCGUGAUGCCACUGUGCUCAGGGGAGAACUCACCAGAAAGGAUCGCAAAAAGGCUUGGCAAGACAAGCAAGAGAAGGAAAAGAAGGAAGAGAAAGAAGAGAAAGAAGAAAGAAAAAAAAAGUCGGAGGCGCAUGAGAACCCGAAGCCUCCGCCCAGUCCAGAGGACUUGUUGAAGGAAGAGGAGGCCGCAGCACUUCGCAUCCAAAGUCUCUACCGCGGUCAGAAGGAUCGCCAGACCGUGAAAGCUAUGGCGGCGCAGGAAGCACAGGCGGCCACCAGGAUUCAGAGCAUCUACCGGGGUCAGGUGGAAGAGCCAGGCCGGGACCUUGCCGGGAACGGCCCCAUCAGAGUGGUCGUGUUGAGCCCUCAAGCGCGUGAGUGGGAGGAGUUUCGGUGUUCAGCCGUGUUUCUUCGUGACUCAGUAAAUCAGGGUGCCACCAACAAGGCAUACAUGAUGCACAAAGACCUGCUGUUUCGUCGCCUUGGAGGAGAUGGGUUCUCCAAGCUGCUGGACGAAGCUGAGGUCAUCACCAAGAAAUUUCAAGCUCGGAUCAAAAAAGCCCGUGGCUUUUUCCAGACAAGCAACGGCAUCAUUUGGUAUGUGAACCCUGAGGGUGAGGUCAAAGGUUUGACAUCCGAUGGCAAUAAGAUUCGCGAUCGCAUCCAGGUCACUGACGAUGAUGCAUUGCAAAUUGGGCCCUUUCGUUUGGACGAAGACCGGCCCUGCAGCUGUAUCCACUGGAUACGGAAGGACGAUCCAGAAAAAACCUGGAACUGGUCAAGGGACAACACCUUGAGAAGCCGGGUGCGCUUAGGCACUGGUGAAAGAGCUUAG